AUCCACAUGCGCAUGCAGGGGCCCUGUGCGGUAGCAGCGUGUGUCCCCUACACAUCCAAUCGACCUCUUGUACAUUGCUCUCCGGUUUUCAAACAUGUCCCGUUGUCUGUCGCUGGCCCGGGUGACUCUCGGACUCUCCAGGGCCAAAUCUGGGAUUGUACCGUGUGUGGCGCGAGGGCUGAGUACACGAGCCAUCCAGCAGCAGCUCUCGUGCUCUGGAGGGCAUCAUCGGACACAACUGCAGAAAUGGAGCAGUCGACCCAGAGUGUGGAGCGCAUGCCUUUCCAUCUGCCCAAAGAGUUAUUACAGCACCCAGCAAGCAGAGCAGGAGCCCGAGGAAGAGCCUCUACACACCAUCAUCAGUGACACAGAGGCCGUCCAAGGUUCCUUUUCAAAACACGAAUUUCAGGCAGAGACCAAGAAACUGUUGGACAUUGUUGCAAGAUCUUUGUACUCAGAAAAAGAAGUUUUUAUUCGGGAGUUGAUCUCUAAUGGAAGCGAUGCUCUGGAAAAACUACGGCACAAGCUUAUGACUGCAGGUGGAGAGACUGCCCCAAUGGAGAUCCAUCUGAAGACUGACGCCAAUCAAGGCACUUUCACCAUCCAGGACACAGGGGUUGGCAUGAACCAAGCAGAGCUGGUAGAGAACUUGGGAACUAUUGCUCGUUCUGGUUCAAAGGCUUUCUUAGAUGCCCUUCAAAACCAGGCAGAGGCCAGCAGCACCAUUAUUGGUCAGUUUGGGGUGGGCUUUUACUCCGCCUUCAUGGUAGCGGACCACGUGGAUGUGUAUUCACGGGCUGCAGACCCGGACUCGCCAGGAUACAAGUGGUCCUCCGAUGGCUCAGGUGUUUUUGAGAUUGCUGAAGCCAGUGGGGUUCAACAAGGCACCAAAAUUGUGCUUCACCUUAAAGACGACUGCAAAGAGUUUUCUCAUGAGGAUAGAGUUAAAGAGGUUGUGACAAAGUACAGUAACUUUGUGAGUUUCCCAAUUUUCCUGAAUGGAAGAAGGCUGAAUACACUGCAGGCACUGUGGAUGAUGGAACCAAAGGAAAUCAGCGAGUGGCAGCAUGAAGAGUUUUACCGCUAUGUCGCCCAAGCAUAUGAUAAACCACGUUACACUCUGCACUAUCGCGCUGACGCCCCACUCAACAUCAGAAGCAUCUUUUAUGUCCCAGAGGCGAAACCCAGCAUGUUUGAUGUGAGCAGAGAAAUGGGCUCUAGUGUGGCUCUGUACAGCAGAAAGGUUUUGAUCCAGACAAAAGCCGCAGACAUCUUACCCAAGUGGCUGCGCUUCCUGAGAGGUGUGGUGGACAGUGAGGACAUCCCCCUGAAUUUGAGCAGAGAACUUCUCCAGGAGAGUGCACUCAUAAGAAAACUGCGUGAUGUGCUCCAGCAGAGAGUCAUUCGUUUCCUUCUGGAUCAGAGCAAGAAGGAGCCAGAGAAGUACAAUAAGUUCUUUGAGGAUUACGGCCUUUUCAUGAGAGAGGGCAUCGUCACCACCCAGGAACAAGAUGUCAAGGAGGACAUUGCAAAGCUGUUGAGAUUCGAGUCAUCUGCUCUGCCAGCCGGUCAGCAGACAAACCUCAUGGAGUAUGGCUCCCGCAUGAAGGCUGGCACACGCAACAUCUACUACCUGUGUGCCCCCAAUCGUCACCUGGCAGAACACUCUCCCUACUACGAGGCCAUGAAGCAAAAGGACAUGGAGGUGCUGUUUUGCUAUGAACAGUUUGAUGAGCUGACACUGCUUCAUCUUAGAGAAUUUGAUAAGAAAAAGUUGAUCUCAGUGGAGACGGACAUUGUGGUGGAUCAUUACAAGGAGGAGAAAUUCCAGGACACCAAACCUGAAUCCGAGCGCCUCACACAGGAACAGGCUGAUGACCUGAUGGCUUGGAUGAGAAAUGCUCUCGGCCCUCGAGUCACCAACAUUAAAGUCACUCCCCGCCUGGACACCCAUCCAGCCAUGAUCACAGUGCUGGAAAUGGGAGCUGCCCGACAUUUCUUGCGGACACAGCAGUUGGCUCGCACUGCAGAGGAGAGGGCCCAAAUACUCCAGCCCACCUUAGAAAUCAAUGCAGGACAUGACCUCAUCAAGAAGUUACAUGAACUGAAGGAUUCAAACACUGAUCUGGCUGGACUGUUACUAGAACAGAUCUAUGACAACGCCAUGAUUGCAGCAGGCCUGAAUGACGAUCCUAGGCCGAUGAUUUCCCGCCUCAAUGAGCUGUUAACUAAAGCUCUGGAGAAGCACUGAGACACUUUACACAUAGACUCUGCUUUAUUAUAGGUUUAUUAUCAUCAGUCGCUUUAAGGAGGACAGUGGCACAUGGACUGAAUGUACAGCUGAAGAUGUGACUUGUUCUCUCAAAGGCCAUUGAUAUCCUUCAGUUUUUAUCUCAAAUGAAAGCUGUCCUACUUCUGUUGGAUUAAGUCAUUGUGGCCAUAAGGAAGCAAUACUGAAGUAAAAAAGUCUGUUAAUGUAAAAACGUGGAUGUGAUAAUACCGCUCAAUUAUAAUGUAUACUUUUCUAAUUGUAGUUUUUCCUAUUGUAAGUUAAUGUUGAGUAAAGAGGCAUCUUUGCUUUUAGAAAUGACCCUUGCCUUUGCUUUUAAAGUGGGAUUGUAAGUCAGUAAUUUAUGAAAUCAUACUAAGGAAGAUGACACUUGUUACCACCUUGUUCCUUUUGUUAAGGCUAACAAAUUUACAUGGAACGUAUAUUAAUAUAUAACUUAAAUACUUUUAUAUAGUUAUACCAAAACACUAGUCUUUAAAUUAUAGUUGGUGAAUAAUAUAACCAUAUGCAUUCUGUCUGACAGCCAGUGUGUCUAUGUUUUUAUUUUUUCUAGUUGGUCACCACAGCAAAAAUCUGCCUCUCAACAAUCUAUUUGCAUUUGAAAUUUUUUUUUUUAUCCUCAGCUCCUCACCAUUAUGGCUUAAAGACUACACAGACCUGGUGACUCAACUUAGAAUAAAGUAUACUCUUCAAAUACAAAAUAAACUAUGUUUAAACAUGAAUAAA
Molecule: messenger RNA, 3016 nt
Organism: Boleophthalmus pectinirostris (great blue-spotted mudskipper)
Lineage: Eukaryota; Metazoa; Chordata; Actinopteri; Gobiiformes; Gobiidae
Gene: trap1
Product: TNF receptor-associated protein 1
Exons: 18
Coding region: 95-2251 (718 amino acids)
Biological process (GO): protein folding
Cellular component (GO): mitochondrial inner membrane
Molecular function (GO): protein kinase binding; ATP binding; ATP-dependent protein folding chaperone
Source: RefSeq, a predicted model, not a curated record